AUGACGACGAACAUCAGCAAGAUACAAACAGCCCUGGCAUCAAUCACUCAGGAAACUACGCUCGCUCUCUUUAACCUCAAUCUCGACUGUUCCCUUGUUAAAGUCGAUGCGCCGGCGGAAUACCUCCCAUUUGGAAAUGCAUUGACGAAAUUUCGUCGAAACCAGGCCGAGGUUGGAUCAGCACAUCGUAUUGCGAGGAAGCUAGGCAUGCUCUUUGAGGACAUCGUACCACAAACUCCAGAGCUUAUAAAGGCCUACGGAAUCAGAGCAACUGAGAUCAUAGAAUUCCAUGAUAAACAACUAUCCUCUAAUCCAGGUGGUAAAUCCGACUAUGGCCCAUUUACACCCUAUGUUGGUGUGGAUGGAACAUCUAUUUGGGCGGCUGCAACAUCUAGUGGGGCUGCCAUUGCCAUGCAUCUCCUGGCCUGUCUCCUCGGAGUUGCAUUCACGGCUGAAGAAGCAAUCGCGAUAUGGGUACAAAUCGUUGAAGCUAGGAAGGAAGAGGUCUUGAAAUCCGAUCCUGGCGACAUAUAUGGUCUUAGAACCUUAGCGGCGUCUACUUGGGAUAUAUCUCGACAAGAUCUUGCCAAUUGGGACGCUAGCGCCCGGGCCUGGAUAAGGUCAGCUAAUACAGCUAAAGAGCUACAAUGCUACCAAUUGCGUCUUAUAAUUGACAACAUAAAUCUCCCAGUCCAUACGUCGUUAGAUGCGUAUAGGAGUGUUAUCGAAACAUGGCAGACUUGUUUGAAAAUGAUGGAUGCUCUGGUUCAAGGGAAUGGGCAGGAUGUCCAGAAUGGCAGCCUUUUUGUUGCCUUCCGAGCUUGGCAUAUCUUUCCGGAUUUGAUUCUACUUAAGAACCAGAAGCAUAUCAAGCAAAACGACCCUCUAGUGAAACAUGGUGGGGUUGUAACCAUUGGGCUUGAGCGCGCGGAUAGCCAAAAUACAAGUGGUGUGAACUGGUCAGUCUCGUUGUCGCACCUGCAAUUUUAUGGGAAUGUCGAAAGACGUGAAGGGUAUUUAAACAGUACCAAAGAACGGGUAUCUAUCCCCGAUGUGUGGGCGUUCUUACUAGGCUUUUGCUUCGGGUUCUUUGGUAUCAGCAUGAACCAUCUCGAGCGGAAACUUAGAAUUGUUAUUGCAACAUCCGAUAUAGUAGUCGAUUGGAUGCGAAAAACGUUCCCGGCGAAUGACGAUGGGCCAUUAGUUGAAACUAGUUGGAUUCACAGGCUGAACCAGGCAAGCAACAGGUACUUUCGAUGUACUGAUGAAGAACGAAAACGUUUCCGACAGCUAAUGGCCCUUGGCCAUAAAUCCUAUCGACAAUUUUGCCAGACAAGUCUGUCACUUGGAGAAGCAGCUCUCGGGGAAGUGCUUUUGCACCUUUUGGAAUAUCAGAGCAAUACACUCUUAAAGCUUUUAGAGUACUUUACGAAUAAUAUUCCCUAUCUGUUUAUGAAGGUUGGGUAUGAAACUAAAUCGAUUUGGGAUCAAAGGUGGAGAAUACAAACGAUUGAAAUAGGAAGCGUACCAGAUACUACAGAACUAACUUAUUACUUACAGAAAGUUCAUGUUCCCAUAAUGCAGUGCGAUAUGGCCAAAACACCCAGGCUCGUGAAAGGUUUCAGCCCGUUACCUGAAGUACACCGACUGAUUCUCGAAGCCAUAUUCGGGGCAUUCGAUUUUUGUGUGGUAGAUUCAAUGGAUCAUCCACGUCUCCAGGACGACUCGUCGUCUCGAGUAAUAUAUGUUAUGCUUUGUGAACAACCACGCUCUUGGGCUGCUGCCCAGCAGGUGUUUUUUCAUCCACCAGCUAAAAAGCCGUUGGAUAUUUCUACUGUUGAAUUUCUCCUUCAGGAGGGUCUAGCUCAAAAAGAGUCCCUACUGAACGUACUCGGCAAAUGUUUAUGCGCUUUUGAACAUGGGAACGGGUUUCAAUAUUUUCGAGAUAUGUGCGCAGUCUCCAGCCUUUAUGAGAAAUACGAUGUUCCCCUUAUUGAUCUAUCUCACCUUGCUACUUGUUUCACUGAUCUAUACCCAAGGAAGAGUAUAUUUCAGCAACAGCAAGUUCGAAUUCAGGACCGAAAGCCUUUCGCCCCAUAUAUGACUCCCAUGUGGCGAGAGAUACUCUUCCCUAAAAAAACAACACAGCUAGACGCUUUUCAGUGGAUACAUUACUUAGAAUCAAAAGGUCCAUGGAUCAAGGACAUACAUUCUCAACUCAUAGCUAUUUCUUCUGAAGAUUCUUUUUUUGUAGCCUCUCAGUUUCUGCAGGAUCCUUCUUCCUCCAUCACCAACCCACCAACUAUUAUCAGACUGCCAGGAAAUAUCGGACGGCCUGGUGUCGUACUGCUUGUCGCCCCGAAAAGUCUGCGGCAUCCGAACCACGAGAAUACGCUGCUCGAAGAUGCACCCUUUGACGGAGGGCUCAUCGAUUAUUUUAGAGACACAACCCUCCAUCUCACAUUGACUGGCUAUGAGUUGCCUUUGGAGCUUGUGGGGAGGAGUGGUGCACGGCAUCAUGAAACUUGGAUAUUCGAGGCUGCAACAUCUGUUCAUGCGGCUGGGAAAUGGAUUGGAGAUAUCAACCCUCUCGAGCUCUACUACACCCCUUCACUCCAUAGACUGACUAGCUUAAACUUCGAUCCCGAAGUGUCAGCAGAAAACAUUGCCUCAAUGACUGCAAACUGCCCCGCUUGUGGGAGGGCGGACGGAAAUUACGAAUCGAUCGUCCAAAUUAAAGAAGGUAUCCACGAGGAUCUUACGUCAAUAGAUUGUUGGGGAGAAUUUUUUCACCGGCCUUCAAACCCUACGGUCUUCCGUGCAAAAAACAACUGGGCGGCUCGCCUUGCAGCCCUGUGUCUUUCUAAGAAAAUAAAAGCACCAGUUGUUCCUUUACACCCCAAAACUUGCAAGUGUAAAGUUGAAUGGCUCUUAAGUAAUCCCAGUCCGCAUACAUAUGAAUUGGGCUCCAAUGAUGACUGGGUAUCCAAAGUCGAAGAAGCGGCGCACGCAAGUCUACCAUUCCUCAUGCGCCCAGGGAAACCCCCUAUUAAACACUACUAUCCUAUAUAUCUCCUUUAA
Orbilia oligospora ATCC 24927 is the source of this 3081-nucleotide messenger RNA. RefSeq lists its product as uncharacterized. The coding region runs from base 1 to 3081 and encodes 1026 amino acids. The record is from RefSeq and is a predicted model, not a curated record. The transcript has 2 exons. NCBI's taxonomy places the organism in Eukaryota, Fungi, Ascomycota, Orbiliomycetes, Orbiliales, Orbiliaceae.